Messenger RNA from Oryzias latipes (Japanese medaka), 939 nucleotides. The record is from RefSeq and is a predicted model, not a curated record. Lineage: Eukaryota; Metazoa; Chordata; Actinopteri; Beloniformes; Adrianichthyidae.
CGGAACCCGGUGUGGACAGAGCUGCUGGUUCCGAAUCCUAUUCAUGAUUUGACGUUUUAAACAUCACAAAUAGUCAACAGAUGAACUUUCCCAGCUACAGUGAACGCACCUCAACGUGUCACGUGACGCUAGUCAGCUGGUCUACAGAAUGCGGAAGCAGAACCUAACAUGGAGGUGCUGGACCGUUUACCAGAACCGGACUGCGUGAAGCUCUGUCACAGGCUGGUGGACGGGCUGUGCGGGAGGGAGCCUCCCUGUCGGGGCGAGUAUGGCGCCACCUGGAGUCUGCAGGAGUGGGCGGGGCUGCGGGACUCCUUGACGGCCCUUUUCUGUCGGGCAGUGGGGAGCAACUCUGCAGACGAGGAGGUUCUGGCUGAGCUGCAGAAGCUCUGCAGCAGACACGCCCACGCCGUGCUGAACGUGCUGCGAUCCCGCCGACGGGAGGUCCGGCUGGCUCUGCUCAGCAGAACCGACUGCAUGUCGUCUGCCGCGCUGCAGGACUUUGACUGGAGCCUGAAGUUAGCUUUAUCCAGCGAUAAGAUCUCGUCCCUCAACACUCCGCUGCUCAGCCUCAGUCUGGAUGUGAGGGAGAACGGAGCGCUGCGGCCAGUCGCCGUGGAGAUGAGCAAGGAGGAGCUGAGCGCCCUCAUUAGCUCGCUAGAAGCUGCUAAUAAGGUGAUGCUGCAGAUGAAGUGACGAAGAUCCUCAGGAUUGAGGCUCCUUUCUGUGCUGGAGUCCCAUCAUCAUCAUCCAGCCUCCUUCACUUCCUCGCAGCAUUCAGCGUCACAUGAGUGAGGACUGUGGGUGAAGGAUUUACGACAGUAAAAGGAAACAGUGUCAUGUGACUUUAGUUCAAACAACCAGAUCAGCCUUAUUCCAAACCCCCCCCCCCUACACCUGCUGAAUCAGAAACGAGAAAUAAAUGUAGAAACCCGUAAA